AUGGGAUGAUCGCUCGCAAAUUCUGCGCCACAGGGUGCUUAUCCGUUGUCAUUGUGCUAAAACCUUAACCACGGAAUGCUACCGGCGAAAAAGAUGCCUGCAAUCGACGCAAGGAAGACUACGGCAAUGAGGAAGACGACAAUCAACCGGCUCAAGUGAUUUAAUGAUAUGUUUUUCCCCUUUUGUUGCACUUUAGGUGUGUGUAUUGUGAAUUAAGUCAAGUGAUUGAAGAUCCCAAAGAGGCAAUCAAGAAAAAUCCGUGUCCGUGAACGUGUAGGAAGUGCAGUGCGAUCCGCGGGAGCCUGCACCGAGUUGCGCACGUUGCGCAACUGCGAGUGUUCUCUCGAGUGUGACCCUGACCUUGGUGCGGUGAGUGCGUAGGUACCACCGUUGUCGACCCCAGCGCACAUCGAAAGCAAAGUGAAGAACCCGCGCGGGAGGACCUAGCGGGGGAGACACCGUGGACGCCCCUUCGGCGGUGAAGUUUCGGCUGGCUGGCUCGUGCUAGUUCGCUCGACAUUCGCGGAGCGGCAUGGGGACGCAGGGCCGGAGGAUGGCGCAGGAUCAUGACCGGUGGAAAACGAUGCGCAAUCUGGCGGCACCGGUGCUGCUGACCGGUUGGUGGUUCCACGUGCUACUGGUGGCCACCACGGCCGUGCGGGCCGAGUCCAGCAAACUAGAGUUAGGUGGAGGAAGUACAUAUAGGAAUGAUUCAGACGUGCCAUGUCCGACGGGGACGUUUCGGUGCUCCGAGGGCAAAUGCAUCCCGCAGACGUCGGUGUGCAAUUAUCAGAAAGAUUGCGAGAAAGGCGAGGACGAGUUCAACCACUGUCCUCCCCCGGAAUGCGAGCAGGGCCAGAUCAGCUGCGGCCAGUACGUGUUCAACAAGACGUACUGCAUACCACCGCACUACAAGUGCGACAUGACCGUCGACUGCGUGGACGGCACGGACGAGUCCGACUGCACAUACCGCAAGUGCCAACCGGACGACAUCCACUGCGGGACGCCGUCGCAGUCCGUGUCGGUGAACGGGCGCGUCGCCGACAUCUGUGUGCCAAAGGAGAAGAAGUGCGACGGUUAUCUGGACUGUCGGACCGGGGUGGACGAGGACGGGUGCCCGGGCAUUGCCUGCCAGCUCGAUCAGUUCCGCUGUGCCAACGGGCUGCGCUGUAUCGAUACGGUGCUCAAGUGCAACCACAAGAACGACUGCGGCGACAAUUCCGACGAGCAGAAUUGCAAUUUCCCGCCGUGUCAUGGAGGUCAGUUCCGAUGCGCAAAUUCGCUGUGCAUCCCGGCGACCUUCCACUGUGACGGUUACCACGACUGCUCCGACGAGAGUGAUGAGGCGAAUUGCACGGCGAUUGCCUGCCCGGAUAACAAGUUCCUAUGUCCGCGGGGUGGACCCAACGGUCAACCGAAGUGCAUCGCCAAAACAAAGUUGUGCGACGGAAAGCGAGACUGUGAGGACGGAACCGACGAAGAGACGGCUUGUUCUACUGCAUCAUGCCCGGCCUUGGGUUGCGAGUACAAAUGCGGUCCAUCGCUGACUGGUGGAGUGUGCUACUGUCCUCCGGGACGAACGCUCUCGCCCGAUAACAGGACCUGUAGCGAUCUGGACGAAUGUAACGUGUGGGGUCACUGCGAUCAGCUCUGUACCAAUACGGACGGAUCGUACUCCUGUGCUUGUGCGGGCGGUUACACGCUCAUGGACAGAUCGCGCUGCGUUGCCCCCACGGCAUCCAGUCUGGAGUUGAUCUUCGCUUACGAUCGUGCAAUAGUGCGGAUGAGUUCACACGGUCAGGACUUCAGGACAAUCGCCAACGCAACCGGAGCUAGUGGUUUGGCUUACCAUCACAGCAAGAACCUUCUGUUCUGGUCUGACAUCAAAACCCGCAAAGUUCAGUCUCAAGUUUUGGAAAAUGGAGGUUACGGUGGCCAUGAUUUUUCGUUGCCCGGCACAUGGGCUCCGGUUGCAAUUGCCAUCGACUGGAUCGGAGACAAGCUGUAUGUGGCGGACUUGGUCGGACAGAAGGUUGACGUGUUCGAACUUGAUGGACGAUGGCGCGCUGUAGUCCUAGGAUCGAACCUCACUAGCCCGGCUGACCUGGCACUGGAUCCAACGUCCGGUCUCAUGUUCGUCGCCGAUGGAAGUCACGUUCUGCGAGCUCAUAUGGACGGAACUCAUGCUAAAUCGAUUGUAUCUGAGGCUGCCUACAAAGCAUCCGGCGUUGCCGUGGAUGUUAUCGCGAAGCGAGUAUUCUGGUGCGAUUCGCUGCUGGACUACAUCGAAUCCGUCAACUACGAUGGAGAAUAUCGAGUCAUGAUUCUGCGUGGUCAACAAGUGCCGAGCCCAUCCCGUUUGGCGCUGUUCGAAAAUCGUGUUUUCUGGACGGAUGCCACCAAGCAGGGUAUUAUGUCCGUUGACAAAUUCGAAGGUUCGUCCAGCAUUCAAUCGAUCUUCAAAGCAAAGGAUAUCCGCGAACCUAAAGCGAUCAUCACCGUACAUCCGAUCGCUCAACCGAAGGUUUCAAAUCCUUGCGGAAGCAACAACGGAGGAUGCUCACAAAUGUGCGUAGUAACGGCAGUGCAGGGUGCUCCUUCCGGAUUGGGCUAUCGCUGCGCGUGUACCACCGGAUGGCAGCUGUCCAAGGAUCUGAUGAACUGCGAGCUAGUGCGACAGUUCUUGAUGUACUCGCAGCAGCGAUUCAUCAAGGGUAAGGUACUUGAUCCCGUCAUCGAAGGAUUCAGCGAUGCGAUUCUACCGGUUGUGUCCCGACGGGCUCGAUUCGUCGGUUUGGACUUCGAUGCUGUUGAUGAACACAUCUACUACUCGGACGUUCUGCAGGACGUGAUCUACCGGGUUCAUCGGAACGGAACCGGACGGGAAAUUGUACUCGCCUCACAGAACGAAGGCGUUGAAGGACUGGCCGUUGAUUGGGUUUCCAAGAAUCUUUACUACAUUGACAGUCGAAAGGGAACGUUGAAUGUACUGAGCACCAGGACGGUCGCCUACAGGAGAACUCUGCUGAAGAAUCUGAAACGACCACGUGCUAUUGUUGUGCAUCCGAACAAGGGAUACAUCUACUUCUCUGAGUGGGAUCGACCGGCAAAUAUCAGCCGAGCGAACUCCGACGGUACGGGCUUGAUGGUGUUCAAGAAUGUGACUUUGGGUUGGCCAAACGGUCUGUCGAUCGAUUUCAAGGAAGAUCGCGUUUAUUGGUGUGAUGCCUUGUUGGACCACGUCCAGCAUGCAAGCCUGGACGGUACGGACGUGAAGACGGUCAACUCACGACUGAUUCGGCAUCCGUUCUCGAUCGUGAUCCACGACGAGUGGAUGUACAUCACCGAUUGGCGCUUGGACGCGAUCGUCCGACUGCACAAGUUGACCGGCGAGCAGGAGGAGAUCAUGGUUCGUGAACCGCAAACUAACAGACUAUAUGGCGUGAAAGUGUUCAGUCGAUCGAUUCAGCUGAUCGAUUCGCAUCAACCGUGCGGAAUCAAUAAUGGCGGUUGCGAGAAGUUGUGCUUCGCGGUUCCGCGCAAUAGCUCCAGUGGAUUGACGGUGAAGUGCGGUUGUCCGUACGGGGAACGAUUGGGAGAUGACGGCAGGAGUUGCUUUGCGGAUCCGAAUGCUGAACCUCCGGUGCAGUCCUGCCCGAAUACGUGGGACUUUACGUGCAACAACCAGCGGUGUAUUCCGAAGAGUUGGAUCUGCGACGGAGAUGACGAUUGUUUGGACAACAGCGAUGAGGAGCAGAACUGCACGAAACCAACCUGCGGCACAAACGAGUUCCAGUGUAAAUCGGGUCGCUGUAUCCCGUUGAACUUCCGCUGCGACCAUGAGAACGACUGCGGCGAUCAUUCGGAUGAGUUCGAAUGCGGAAACGUGACUUGCGCGGCAUCGCAGUUUGCGUGCGAGAAUGGACGCUGCAUUCCAAACAUCUGGAAGUGCGACAGCGAGAACGACUGCGGCGAUGGAUCGGAUGAGGGUGAUUUCUGUGCGGAGAAAACGUGUGCGUAUUUCCAGUGCACGUGUCCAAGAACGGGUCAUCGUGUACCACAGAGUUGGGUGUGCGACAGCAAUGACGAUUGCUUCGACAAACAGGACGAGAAGGACUGUCCAUCGAUUACGUGUUUGGCGAAUCAGUUCAAGUGUAACGAUCUGCGGCAGUGCGUUGAGGAAACGUACAAGUGCGAUGGAAUUCCGGAUUGUAACGACGGAAGUGACGAACUUGGAUGUCCGACGAUGGAACCGAAUCAGUGCAAUUUGGAGAAGCACUUCCGGUGUAAAUCGUCCGGGGUGUGCAUUCCGGUUGCCUGGCAUUGCGAUGGGUCCAACGAUUGCGAGGAUCACUCGGAUGAGGAGGACUGCGGAAAGAUCACUUGCCCGAACAACUUCUACAAGUGCAAGAACUCCAAGUGUGUCUACAAGUCGUACAUCUGUGACGGUAAGGACGAUUGUGGCGAUGGGUCGGACGAAUCUACCGAGCAUGCUUGCGUGACCCCACCGUUGAAGUGUCCGCAUGGUCAAUGGGCAUGUCCUGGAAUAACCGAACGUUGCGUCAAUCUAACGUCAGUAUGCGACGAUGUCGAGGAUUGUCCUAACGGUGCUGAUGAAGGUCUCGGCUGCGAUCUGGCUCAGUGCACGCAUCAAACUGGUCUGUGCUCCAACGGUUGUCAAAAAACUCCUUUGGGAGCACUCUGUAUCUGUCCUCCAGGCGAAGAACUUGCGCCGGACAACUUCACUUGCAUGGAUCUUAACGAAUGCGAUCCACCUGGCCUAUGUUCCCAAAUCUGUACAAACACGAAGGGAUCGUACUUCUGUUCCUGCACGGAAGGCUAUACUUUGGCAUCGAACAAACACACCUGCAAGGCGGUGAACCACUCUUCAGCCUUCUUGAUCAUUUCCAACCGUCACUCAAUAUUGGUUGCGGACCUGAACGAACAAGGACUGGAACGUGUGCCGAUCAUCGUGGAAAACGUGGUUGCAACCGCUUCCAAUAUGCACACCGGCACCAUCUUCUGGAGUGACAUGAAGCUCAAAAAGAUCUCUCGGUUAGAUCGCGGACAAGAACCGCGGGAGAUCAUCUCGACAGGCUUGGAUCUUGUUGAAGGUCUCGCAUACGAUUGGAUCGGACAGAAUCUCUACUGGUUGGACAGCAAGUUGAACACGAUCGAAGUUUGCAAUGAAAAUGGAUCAAACCGCUUGGUACUGGUCCGCGAGAACAUCACCCAGCCCCGUGGAAUGUGUUUGGACCCGAGCCCUACCGCCAAGUUCCUCUUCUGGACCGAUUGGGGUGAGAACCCACGUAUCGAACGAAUUGGCAUGGACGGUACAAUGCGUGAAACCAUCAUCAACACUAAAAUCUACUGGCCCAAUGGACUGACCUUGGAUAUUGCUACGCAGCGCGUGUACUUCGCGGACUCGAAACUGGAUUUCAUCGACUUCUGCUACUACAAUGGAACAGGACGCCAACAAGUGUUGGCCGCUAGUCACUAUCUGCUUCACGCCCAUUCCCUCUCGCUAUUUGAGGACACCCUCUAUUGGACGGACCGUCAAUUGAAUCGAGUUCUCUCCGCGAACAAAUACCGCGGAAGCAACCAAACCGUCGUCAGUCAUCUAAUUUCACAGCCCCUGUCGAUCCAUGUUCAUCAUCCAUCACUUCAACCCAUGUACGAGAGCCCUUGCAAGUUGGCAACAUGUCAGCACAUAUGUCUGCUCAGUCCGUCGGAGAAAACUGGAUAUUCCUGCAAGUGCAAACCAGGCUUCAAGUUGAUGUCCGACGGACGUUGCGUCGAAGAGGAGAACGCCUACCUCAUGGUGCUGAAGAACAAUCAGAUCGUUGACAUCCCCUUCAAUGGCGGUGACCUCCGAGCUGGAAGCAUGAUCCCAGUCGUAGGCAUCGAAAGCGGCAUCAGCGUGGACUACGACCGUAAGGGUGAGACUCUAUUCUGGAUUCAGGGCAAGGAAGACGACGACGAGAACUGCACGGUCUACACGACGCCGUAUGGAGGAGGCAACAAGACGCGUUUCCUUGGAGCGGACAAUGGACUUGUAGGUGCGGCCUACACAAUCGCGUUCGACUGGAUCGGACGAAACCUGUUUAUUGGAAAUCGGCUGGCAAGUAACAUCGAAGCCAUUAAGGUGGACGGAAAAGUGAAGUACCGAACGAUCGUGCUGGUCAACGACGGUGACAGGACUUCGAUAUCUAAACCAAAGCAGAUCGCCCUGGAUCCAACAAACGGCAAACUAUUCUGGAUCGAUGAGGGCGGCUUCGGAGUUCCCACCAAGGUCGCAAUGGCCAACAUGGAUGGUUCAAAUCCUAUGAUCCUGGAAGAAACGGUACAAUACCCGGAGGCAAUCACCAUCGACAUUGAGAAGCGUAUGGUAUACUACAGCUCGCAGCAUCCACCGGAGGUAGUGUCGAUCGAUUAUGAUGGAAACAAUAAGAAGACUAUUCUGACUGAGCAGAACGGAAUCGCUAAGCCGCGAGGUCUUGGCGUUUUGGAAUCGAGGUUGUACUACAUGGAUCCCACCUACGAAAACAUUGUACGGGUAGACCUUCCAAACGGAGACAAUCCCAAAACCAUCCUGGAUAACGAACCCGACCUAAAGAACAUGAUCAUCUACAAGAAACGAUCGAUGCUGCAGCACCCCUGCAUGAUGAACAACGGAGGCUGCGAACAUAUCUGUAUUCCACACGACAACGGAGCACGUGUUUGCGCAUGCGGCAUGGGCUAUAAGAAGGACAACGAAGUUUCGUGCAACGCCUACAAGACGUUCGCCGUGGUGUCCCAAUUGGACAUGACCCGAGGCUACAGUUUGAAGGAUUCAUCCGAAGCUAUGGUGCCAAUUACCGGCGCAGGACAUCACAUUCUACACGUAGACAUUUUGUACCGGGACUCGUGGAUCUAUUGGGUCGAGUACAAUCGUGGACACUGGAAUGGAAUCUUCCGUGUUCGACCCAACGGUACGGAACUUCAGGGCGUUAUCAAAGACGGCAUCGGAAGCAAUGGAAUCCGUGGCAUCGCGAUCGAUUGGGUUGCCGGAAAUAUGUACUUCACGAACGUAUUCCCUCAUGAGAACUAUGUCGAGGUCAGUUGGCUGGAUGGAACGCACCGAAAGAUCAUUGUGAAAACUACGAACGAUGCUCCUCGUGAGCUGGCAGUGAAUCCUAUCAAACGACUUCUGUAUUGGAUUGACUACGGUCAGUAUCCCCGCAUCGGAAAAUGCUAUUUGGAUGGAUCCAACUGGACCCCGGUUGUUACCUCGGGAAUUUCGAACCCUCGUGACUUAACCGUAGAUAUGCUGACGCACGAUGUCUACUGGGUCGACUCCAAACUGGACAUGAUCCAGAAGAUUUCUUACAACGGAGGAAAUCGACAGGUCAUUCGCCGUAACCUCGCGAACCCGAUGGCCAUCGCUGUUUACUUAACGGACAUCUACUGGGUUGAUCGCAACUUACUGACCGUAUUCAAGGCCACCAAAUUCCCCGGAAACAACACCCUUCCGGAGAAGGUUCGUACCAAUCUGCAGAAGCUGCGAGAUAUCUCAAUCUACGACAUCAACAACCAACCCACCGAUGAUAACAACCCUUGCCUGCGGCUCGGAAACGGUGGUUGCGAUCAACUCUGCUUCAGCUUCCCUCCGGAGUACAACCAAAAGCCGAACUUCAAGUGCGACUGCUCCGUCGGACGGCUGGCCGCCGAUGGUCGACGCUGCGAACUGGCGGACGAAUACGUGGUGUUCUCCACACGAACGGAAAUCCGAGCGAUCGAAUUGAACCCUGCUUCCACCAAUGUUCCAUUCGCCCCGGUCGUCAACCUUACCAACGUCGUCGGUCUCGAUUUUGACUACGCCGACAACAAGCUGUUCUUCACGCAAAUUCGACCAUGGGCUAAGAUCGCGUACACCAAGGGUGACAAACCGGACGCAGCCAGUAUUAAGCCGGUCAUAACCCGAGGAAUCAAUCCGGAAGGUAUUGCGUACGAUUGGACACAGAAGAAGAUCUACUGGACGGACAGUUCGAACAACUCGAUCUACGCGAUGAAUAUGGACGGUUCGGAUCUGGUGAUGAUCACCCGAGUGGAGCGACCACGUGCGAUCAUUCUGGAUCCUUGCAAUGGAACGCUGUACUACACCGAUUGGGGACGUUUCGGUACGUCGGGUAAGAUUUUCCGGACGACGAUGGCCGGUUCGCUGAAGCGGGCUAUUAUCGAUAAGGAUCUGUCGCAGCCAAGCGGUUUGGCGAUCGAUUAUGACGAGAGGAUGCUGUACUGGACGGAUGCGGUGCGUGAGAAGAUCGAACGGUCCCGGCUGGACGGUAAGGAUCGUGAAGUGCUCGUGUCGGCAACGAUUUAUCCGUUCGCGAUCACGGUGUUCAGGAACUACAUCUAUUGGACGGAUCUCCAGCUGAGGGGUGUUUAUCGGGCGGAGAAACACACGGGAGCUAAUAUGAUCGAGAUGGUGAAGCGGUUGGAGGAUUCGCCGAGAGAUAUCCACGUAUACAGCCACAGCCGGCAGCAAUGUCAAGCGAAUCCAUGUCUGCAGAACAACGGCGGAUGUGCCCAGAGCUGUCAUCCGGGACUGAACGGAAAGGCGGAGUGCAAGUGCGACGAUUCUACCAAACCAGUUAACGAAGGAAGGAUGUGCGCACCGAAGAACCAUACAUGCGAUUCGAGCAAGUUCUACUGUCAGAACGGAAAGUGCAUCUCGAGGAUGUGGUCUUGCGAUGGGGAUGACGAUUGCGGAGAUAACUCCGAUGAAGAUACGAACUACUGCGCGUUCCAUUCGUGCGGCCCGAACGAGUUCCGCUGCAACAACGGUCGGUGCAUCUUCAAGUCAUGGAAGUGCGACCACGAGAACGACUGCAAGGAUGGUUCGGAUGAGGAGAACUGUUCGUAUCCGCCGUGCGUGGAUGGGGAGUUUACGUGCAUGAAUGGACGGUGCAUUCCGCAGAGUCAAGUGUGCAACGGAAUUAACGACUGUAAGGAUAACGCAACUUCGGACGAAACUCAUGAGAGGUGUCCGACGAAUACGACGUGCCCGGCGAAUCACCUCAAGUGCGAUAAGACGAAUAUUUGCGUGGAACCGUAUUGGCUGUGCGAUGGAGAUAACGACUGUGGGGAUAAUUCGGACGAAGAUCCGCUGCACUGUGCGCAGCGAACGUGUCCGCAGAAUAGUUUCCGUUGCCCGAACCAUCGGUGCAUUCCGGCUACGUGGUACUGCGACGGAGACGAUGACUGUGGAGAUGGAGCCGAUGAACCGCCAGAGUACUGCAAAUCAGAAGGUAGGACGUGCUUCGGUGAUUUGUUCACGUGCGACAACGGCAACUGUAUUCCGCGAAUCUACAUCUGCGAUGGCGAUAACGAUUGCCUGGACAACAGUGACGAGGACAACCGGCACCAGUGCAACGAUAGGAAAUGCGACGAGGAGACGGAGUUUACGUGCAACGAGAACAAGAAUUGGGCCCGAGCGCAGUGCAUUCCCAAGAAGUGGAUCUGCGAUGGGGAUCCGGACUGCGUGGACGGAGCGGACGAAAAUACGACACUGCACAACUGCCCGACGCCGCAGCCCUGCAGCGAUGAUCAGUUUACGUGCACGAAUGGAAGGUGUAUUAAUCAGGGCUGGGUCUGCGAUCACGACAACGACUGCGGCGACGGCUCGGACGAAGGCAAAACGUGCAACAGCCAGUACAAGACCUGUUCGACGCAGGAGUUCACCUGUCAGAACUUCAAGUGCAUCCGGAACCAGUAUCGGUGCGACGGUGAGGACGACUGCGGCGAUCACUCGGACGAAGUGGACUGUAAGAAGGACAACAACACCUGCUCGGAGGGCAAGUUCACCUGCGCCAAUGGGCAGUGCAUCGACAGCCAUCUGGUGUGCAACAAGGUUCCGGACUGUUCGGACGAAUCGGACGAACCGCUGCACUGCAACGUGGACGAGUGUGCCAAGGUGGAGAUCCACCGGUGCGGACAUAAGUGCGUGGAUACACCGACUGGGUACUACUGCGAUUGUAAUUCUGGUUAUAAAUUAUUGGAAGACGGUAAAGCCUGUGCGGACAUCGACGAGUGUAUCGAAACACCAGGAGUUUGUUCACAGCACUGUUCCAACACUCCAGGAUCGUACUACUGCAAAUGCGACGAUCGGUACUACGAGCGACAGAACGACGAGCACACGUGCAAACGUAAGGACGCUACUCAGCCUUGGCUGAUCUUCAGCAAUAAGUACUACGUGCGUAUUAACAUGUCAGUGGACGGACAUCAGUACAACCUGAUCCACCAGGAUCUGAUGAAUGUGGUGGCGAUCGAUUUCGACAUGAAAGAGGAGGAGAUGUACUUCUGUGACGUUACGGCCAAGACGAUAUUCAAAUCGACAUUCGGAUCCAUCAAGGAUGAUGUAAAGAUCGUGAAGGUUCCGAUUAUCAAGCACGAUUCUCAUGGCUUGGAAGGAAUCGCCGUAGAUUGGGUCGGACGUAAACUUUACUGGUUGGACAGGCAUUAAAACUUGGAUGUCUCUGAGUUGGAUGGUACAAAACGAAAGACAUUGAAGAGUGGAGUCGUUGAUCCUCGAGCGAUCGUUGUACAUCCUGGAAUCGGUUAUCUUUAUUUCACUUCUUGGCAUCUGCAGGCCUACAUUGCCAAGAUGGGUAUGGACGGAUCGAACUUCACCCGUAUCCUAACCUGGGAGCAGGACAUUGCUUGGCCAAACGCUUUAACCAUCGAUUACUUCACCGAUCGCAUCUAUUGGGCUGACGCCCACUUGGACUACAUAGCGUUCUCCGAUUUGGAAGGUCGACAUCGCCACGUAGUUCUGUCAGGAAACAAAGUACCACACGUCUUCGCCCUUUCGAUUUUUGACGAUAUGCUGUACUGGACCGAUUGGAACCUCAAGGCAAUCAUCCGUGCGAACAAAUUCACCGGGGAGAACUUUACCGUCAUCAGAAAUACCACGCACAGACCUUAUGAUAUCCAUAUCAGUCAUCCACUGAGACAAAUUGCGUACAACAAUCCUUGCGGAGCGACUAACGGAGGUUGCACCCAUCUGUGCCUGUUGGCUCCACCACUGGAAUCCACUUAUCUGAACGUCGAAGGCUACAUCGAGGAAGGAGCUCCGAGCUACAAGUGCGCCUGCCCGAACCAGUUCUACCUUGCUCGGGACAUGAAGACCUGUAUCGCCAACUGCACCACCGGCCAACACCGUUGCGGCGGUGCUGACGAGAAGUGUAUUCCGUGGUUCUGGAAGUGCGACGGCGAACCGGAUUGCAAGGACAAGUCGGACGAACCGGAAACGUGUCCGGCGCGGCACUGCCGAGCAGGAACCUUCCAGUGUAGUAACGGAAACUGCACCCCGUCGACUACGAUCUGCGACGGUACGGACGACUGCGGAGACGGCAGCGAUGAGCAGAACUGUGACCUCCCGUGCCCGGUUUCGGACUUCAAGUGCCGCUCCAGCGGACGGUGCAUCCUGGACAGUUGGAAGUGCGACGGUGAUGCGGACUGCAAGGACGGAAGUGAUGAGGAUCCGGAGAUUUGCCACAAACGAGCCUGCGAUCCGGACACGGAGUUCAGCUGCAAGAACGGCCGCUGCAUUCCGAAGCUGUGGAUGUGUGACUUCGACAACGACUGCGGAGAUGACUCGGACGAACCGGCCUACAUGUGCCGACAGAGGAACUGCACCACCGGGUGGUCUCGCUGCCCGGGCCAGUCCAACUAUCGCUGCAUUCCGAAGUGGCUGUUCUGCGACGGUAAGGACGAUUGCCGCGACAACAGCGACGAGCUGCCGGAGAACUGCCCCAAAUGUAACCUGGAGACGGACUUCAAGUGUAACAACAAUCGGUGCAUUCCGAAACAAUGGAUGUGCGACUUCGCUGAUGACUGCGGUGACGGAAGUGAUGAGUCGGACGCACAGUGCAAGGGCAAGUACCGCGAGUGUUCCGAAUCGGAGUUCCGUUGCGGCAAUGGUAAGUGCAUUUCCAGCAGAUGGCGUUGCGAUCACGAGGACGACUGCGGCGACAAUAGCGACGAGUUCAACUGCGAAGGAUUCCAGUGCAAGAAUGGCACGUUCCAGUGCAACUCGGGACAUUGCAUUGCUUCGUACUUCCGGUGCGAUGGUGAUCGUGAUUGUCGCGAUAUGUCGGAUGAGAUUGGAUGUCCACCAAGGUUCCCAGGAGGGCGGUACUGUCCGGAAUCGAGAUUCCAGUGUGCGAACAAUCUGUGCGUGUCACCGUCGGACCUGUGCGAUGGCACCGAUGAUUGCGGCGACAACUCGGACGAAGCUACUUCUGUUUGUACGAACUUCAACUGCGAUACGCUCAGGAGGUUCCAGUGUGCAAAUCAUAGAUGCGUUGCACGUUACCAAAUUUGCGACGGAGUGGAUAACUGCGGCGAUGGCUCGGAUGAAAAUAACAUGACGCUCUGUGCAACUCGGCAGAAGCCUUGCGACUUGUACACACAGUACCAGUGCGCGAACAAGAAGUGUAUCGAUCGUGCCCAGAUUUGCGACUACGCCGAUGACUGCGAAGACAGUUCAGAUGAGCUGGGUUGUCAUCACACGAGUACUUGCUCGGCAUUGACUAGGGGAGGUUGCGAGCAUCACUGUCACAACCUGACAGACGGUGGCUACAUCUGCGCGUGCUAUCCAGGAUUUAUCAUCGAUGCGGAAAACAAGAAGCACUGCCUGGACAUAGACGAGUGUGCAACGGGAACGCACAAGUGUUCACAAAUGUGUACCAACUUGAACGGCACCUAUGCCUGCUCAUGUCGCGACGGUUUCCGGUUGACAGAUGCCGUUUCCGGUGUGUGCAAGGCCCUGAAGGAAGACGUGACGGUUGUAUUCAGCAGCGGUCCGGAGAUUCGGGCAUACGAUCUGAAGCUAAAUGAUCAGUUUGAUGUAAUAUCGGGUGAGAAGAGAAUCGAAGCAUUGGACUACAACCCAUCCACGCAAAUGAUCUUCUGGGCGGAUAGCUACGAUAAAACGAUCAAGCGAAGCUACAUGGUUAACGCCAAGAACGGAGAAGUGAAGAUCGGCUUUGCUCAGGAUCUGAACAUGAAGGGUAACUCGAAACCAACCGCGCUGGCCGUGGAUUGGAUUGCCGAUAAUCUGUACUGGGCCGAAACGGAUCGUACGGGCUCGAAACCUAGGGGAAGAAUCAUGGUUGCCAAGACCGAUGGUCGGUAUCGUAGAGCGCUGGUUAAUGCUGGACUGGAGGUGCCGACUUCGAUCGCUGUAGAUCCACAGCUUGGGCGUAUGUACUGGGCGGAUGGCGGAUCUGCACCGAAGAUUGAAGUUUCCUGGAUGGACGGAUCCAAGAGACGACCUCUGAUAACGGAAGCUAUUCGGCAUCCAGCUGGAUUGACCAUCGACUACGCGCAAGACCACAUGGUCUACUGGGUGGAUACGAAACUAAACACGAUCGAGGUCAUGAAACCAGAUGGAUCGAUGCGACGGGCCAUUCUGAAGGGUGAGAUGUUGAAGCAUCCGGUUUCGCUGGAUGUGUUCGAAUCGUUCCUGUACUGGAUCACCCGAGAUACUGGCGAACUGCUGCGACAAGACAAAUUUGGCCGGGGAGUGCAAGUGGCGGUGCAACGAAGCCUUGCCAAUCCAUCUAAUCUGAAGGUUUACCACGACCUGCGUUACAAUACCUCGCUGAAUAAUCCGUGCUUCAAGAAUGUGUGCACCCACUUGUGUUUGCUGGUUCCAGGUGGCAGGCGGUGCGCCUGUCCGGAUAACACCGUCCAGCAGACGUCCCAUCGCAUCACGACGGAGGUCGUUUGCGAUGCUCCUUCCGAGCAUGCUCGACCUCUUCCACAGAUCUGCCCGUGCCAGAAUGGUGGACUGUGCCAGGAGGACGACAGCGGCAACGGUUUGGUGUGCAUGUGUCUUCCAGAAUUCAGCGGACAGCACUGUGAGUUCUACAGUGAACGAAUGUUCGGAUCCAGUCCGGGCAGUGCCGCUGCCAUCUACAUCCCGAUCUUGGUGGCCAUUCUAAUAGCGGCCACCGUUGGGCUGUACUUCAUCAUCAAGAAGAGGCCAUUUGGCAAGCCAAGCCUAACGUCUUCGCAGAGUGUGUCGUUCCGACCUGGUACGAACGUGGAGUUCAACUCGCCCGAUUUCCCAUCGAAUCGACCACCGACCGGGGUGAUACCGGCCGGCGGUGGCAUAGCCCCCCUGGACGGCUAUAGCCUGGAUACGCUGAGCAACAAGAAUACGGACUUCAGCAAUCCCAUGUACGAUGCGGUGCAGUCCGGUACGACCGAUCCCAGCAUGGGUAACGGGUCAGGAAUCUACGAAGUUCCCAUGGAGGCCAAGAACAGUAAAUCUGUAAGUGGCCCAUUCACGGAACCGGUGUCGGCCAUCCUGGCGCCAAGUAGCAUAACGCAUCGUACGUCACCGCAGCUGAAUCUGCGCCCGAAGGAGCUGAGCCCUUCGUCCCAUGACACCGGCAAGGAUACCCAGCUGCUGGUGGAGGAGGACAAAUCCGAGUGCUGAUAAGGUAUCCAAGUCUUUAACAACCGAAACGGAAACAUUCACAAGUACAUACACAUCUACAAAUUUGAAAGAGAGAAAGAGAGUGAGAAUCAAUCGUACACCAAGCGACGCCACGCCCGCACUCACACAAACGCACUAUACACUGGACGAAAACGGUACGCCCACAGCGUACGAUAAUAUUUAUGACUUUUUUUUUAUUGAAUUUUAAACUUUGUUGAUUGGAGCCAAGCUCAUGUGGAAAAGUGCGCAGAAUGCUAACAAAAAAUACGAACAUUCCAGAAAAGGUUGACCUUAUACAUAUUUAUACAUAGCAACAAGCACUCGAGGAAACACCCAUACGGAUCCCGCACAAGCGCACACAAGGGCAAGAGCGUGAACGGGCUUUGUAAAUGAAAAUGUUUUUUGAUGAAACGUUUGUACAUAGGCAAUCUAAGUGUAGUAUCGUUAAUUUUUUUAAAAUUGAUAUUUAUAUACAUUUAAAGGCAAAACAAAUGUAGAAGAGCAGUGCUGAAAAGUAACCACGGAAAAAAGACAAAUGCAAAACGACAGAUCUUAAAACAUCACAGUUUUAGGAUAAAAUGUUAUUGAUAAAGUUAACAAUUGAAAAGAGUUGCUUUUUUACUGUGAAAUAAAUAACAUGUGCAACUUUAAUUGAUGACUGAUUUGCAAUCAACACUCCCUAAACAUACACAAAUAUACACAUUCGCGGAGAAAUCGUUUUCUAAAGAUGUAGAUCUGUUAAAUGGUUUAGAAUUUUUAAUGCGAGAAAGAGAAACUGAAAGUAUGAGUAGAAAUGAUAGCGAGAGUGAUCAUUGUCUUGAUAUUGAAUCAUAUUUAGAGUAUGAAAGUGGUGAUAUUUUCAAAAGAAUAAAACAUUCCUUCACUGAAAGUCAACUAAAAAUCAUGGAUUCAAUCAACCGAACAGAGUUAUCGACCAGAUAUCCGUCCAAAAAUAGAGGAAACAUAACCUUUCCGCUAUGCGUGAUGCAGACGGAUCGAGCACCGAAACUAGUAAAUCUCAGUCCAAACAGAGAGGAGAAAAUAUUCCCUGCAAUAUCGUCAAUGGUAAGCCACUGUGCCCCGUUAAAUAGAAGUAUGUAUUUGGAGACAGUCCUGUCUCUGUGUAACUAUAAAGUACUAACCAUUACCCGUGAGUUCGUUCUACUUGAAUAACUGAAAGUGAGUGAUUUCCCUAAUGCCUAACUAAGUAGUGAGAGACAAAUAAUUAGAUGUUCUUUUUUUUAUACAUACUUGUGUAGGGGAGAACCAAAAUAUGGGUAGACCUGCUUUUCCUCUCAACUAUGAAACAUAUCAAAAGGAAGCAGUCGGAGUUUUUGAUAUUCCGACACAGACCAAUCAAGAUGCAAAAAAAGUAUCAAGCAGCAAUGCUGGCGGCCCCAAUUGAAGGCGGGGCCGAACGGUAAAACGCAAUAUUUAAGAUGUGGUGAAAGCACAAUAAGCGAAGCAGGAAGAGAAAACAAAAACAGUUGUGAACGAAUGUGUGCUAUGCAUUCGCGAUUCAGAGAGCAAGAGACAGAGAUAAUUAUUUUAAAGAACUGUUUUAAUAAAAAUUAUUUUAAAGAUAA
This is a messenger RNA of Armigeres subalbatus, 16077 nucleotides long. Its product is annotated as low-density lipoprotein receptor-related protein 2-like. Gene Ontology annotation, biological process: receptor-mediated endocytosis. Gene Ontology annotation, cellular component: apical plasma membrane; signaling receptor complex; plasma membrane. Gene Ontology annotation, molecular function: hormone binding; calcium ion binding; protein binding. NCBI's taxonomy places the organism in Eukaryota, Metazoa, Arthropoda, Insecta, Diptera, Culicidae. The record is from RefSeq and is a predicted model, not a curated record.